Messenger RNA from Homo sapiens (human), 9430 nucleotides. RefSeq names its product tetratricopeptide repeat, ankyrin repeat and coiled-coil containing 1 (gene TANC1). The transcript has 24 exons. Bases 2516 to 7783 code for a protein of 1755 amino acids. NCBI's taxonomy places the organism in Eukaryota, Metazoa, Chordata, Mammalia, Primates, Hominidae. Gene Ontology annotation, cellular component: axon terminus; neuronal cell body; dendrite. The record is from RefSeq and is a predicted model, not a curated record.
AAGCUUAUUCCCAAUGUCCUUUUUCUAUUCCAGUAUCCGAGAGGACACCAUAUUGCAUUUAGUUGUCAGGUCUUAGACUCUUCUUGGCUGUGGUGGUUGCUCAGACUUUCCUUGUUUUGAUGACCUUGGCAGUUUUGGGGAGUGCUGGGCUGGUGUUUUGCAGGUUGCCCCUCUACUGGAGUUUUUCUGUACUGGAGUUUUUCUGUACUGGAGUUUUUCUCUACUGGAGUUUUUCUCUACUGGAAUUUUUCUGUACUGGAGUUUUUCUCUACUGGUGUUUUUCUCUACUGGUGUUUUUCUCAUGAUUAGACUGGAGUUACAGGUUUUGGGGCAGAAACCACAGAAGUGAAGUGCCUUCUGCUCCCAUCUUUUGAUGUACACAGUAGCUACCUGGCUUAUCACUGUCUUGACUUCGAUCACCUGGCCAACGUAGUGGGUGCCAGGUUGCUCCAAGGUGAAGUUAUUCGUUUCCUUCCCUCCCCCUUCCAUAUAUUAACAUGAACGCAUUUGUAUGCAUGCAUAGAUGCUGUAUGUGGAGUGUGCUGUACUCUCCAGAAGGCAGGAAGUCGCUGUGUGCAGCCCACACUUAGGGGUAUGGUGGUGUACACCACCACCAUGAGAGUGGAGGAUCUAUGUAAAUUGUUUGGAAUUUUUCUGCAUAGGAGAUUUGUCUUGUUUCCCAUUUAUUUUCAUCAGUAUGGAUUCCCGGGAAGAUGAACUCCCAGUGUUGUACUUGGGUGUGAUUCAGGAGUAUGCAAGCCUUUCUGCCCCACUUUGUUGCCUUGUUAACUAAGGGAGGCUGAGAUAAGUCCUCUCAGGUGCAGUCAGAGUCUGUCCUAAGAUGGGGGUAGGGAGUUGCUGUGCCUCAGUGGUUUACUUUCUCAAUAUAGACUGUUAGCCAUAUGUGUGUUACCUGAAACCUUAAGGAGAAAGCAUUUUUGGCCGGCCUGGAAAGGACACAAGCAAAUGUAGCCUUGAUGGUGGAGAAACGUCUCUAGCAGGGCUGUGCAUCUGAAUCAGCAUUGAAGCAGCGCCACCUUGUGGUUGAUGCUGAAUGAGCUGUGUAUUCGGCCAGGUUCUGUGAUUCUUACCCUGUCUGCAUGCUGUUCGAGUAGCUAAAGUACUUUAGAAAAGAAGAAACACUUUAAACUCUUAAAGAAAAAGAGAAGCUACCUCCUAACUUUGCCUUUGUACAUGACUGGGUACACAAACAGCAGACAUCUUAAAGUAAAAAAUCUCUGUAGUUACUUUGUUUGACAUACUGUUAAUCAUGUAUUUUCUGGUAAGCCUUUUUGUCUCUGAUUGUUCAAAAUUGUUCAAUAGCUGAGGCGUAAAAGUAGAAUAGGUUAUAACCCCAAGCCUCUGUCAUAUUUUUCUUUGGUAUAGGCAGAUUGGGCAGUUAUUUUAAUAUUCAUUCUUCUUUGCCCCCAAAUGUCUUCAGAUGUUUUUGUACACAUGCGUAAGAGGUUUGAGCCUAUGUAGGAAGUAGCCAGGGAGUCUACUGAAGUCCACUGUAAUGUGUGGGAAUGUGGAGCCAGUUAUGAUUAACAGCUGUCUGCAUCCUGGAUUGUUUAACCCAUUGUUUACACCCACUCUUCAGAACCAGUGGAGGUGGGGGAGUUGGGAAGAUGGUUUCAUAUGACCUGUGGUUGACCUGAUUGACUGUUAGCAGGUGCUAAGAUGGAGAUCAGUUUCAGUUGGUUUUAAAAAAAAUCAAGAAGCAGCCACUCUGUUGUAAUAAAUCAUUGUAUAUUCAGGAAUUCUAACUGUAAUGUAAAAUCUUGAUCACCUGUUUUAGAGUAAGGUAAGCAAUGACUGUAGUUGCUUUAACCAAUAAAAAUUCGACAUCAACCUGAGCUGUAGCAUGUUUAAUGUGGAAACCCUGUUCUCUGUUUUGUCCUGAAUGCUGAACACUGAUAGGAAGUCAGAUGCGGUAGCUGAGAGGUCACGAUGGCCUGGGUUGCUGCAGGGGACGGCAGCAGGCACUCUUAGGAGGUGAGCUGCGGUCGUGGCUUAUCUGGCCCCUCUCACUGAUGUCACAGGUUACCUAUGCAAUCUGUGAGUGCAAUUUGUCCUUUUUAGACUCUAAACAGAUAAUGGCUGAGCCCCCAAAUAUGGCUUUGCUGCUGCGCUUGAUGUUUGCAAGAGGGAAGAGGUGUUUCAGAUAAUGGAAAGCAUGUGCUUGCCAGUGUGAGCUCAUCAACAAUGAGGUCAGAGGAGGACAGUGCCUCUUGCUCGCAAGCCCAGCCUUCAUACUGCCUUUUCUUUCAGUCUCAGGUGCAGCCUGUUGUGGGAUUGUUAGAGGCCCCUUGCAUGUGGUCUGACAUGCCAGCCUUCUGACCAUGUGCAACAGGACUGUGGGCUACUCCUGACUUCAGAGAUAGCAUCUUUGUACAGAUGCCAGAGAUGCCAGAGACACCCAGGAGUUGAGUCUGCUGGGGGACAUGGACAAGGACGUCCCGUCAGGAAGCCCAAGUAUGUGGAAAGCCCCAGAGUGCCUGGAGAUGCAGUUAUAAUGCCAUUCAGAGAAGUAGCCAAGCCAACAGAGCCUGAUGAGCAUGAAGCAAAGGCCGAUAAUGAACCGAGCUGUUCGCCGGCAGCUCAAGAACUGUUGACAAGGCUGGGAUUUUUACUGGGAGAAGGGAUCCCAAGUGCCACACACAUAACCAUUGAAGACAAAAAUGAAACCAUGUGCACAGCUCUGAGUCAAGGCAUCAGUCCUUGCUCCACACUAACAAGCAGCACCGCAUCUCCUAGCACCGAUAGCCCCUGCUCAACCUUGAAUAGCUGUGUCAGCAAGACGGCAGCCAACAAAAGUCCCUGUGAGACCAUUAGCAGCCCUAGUUCCACCCUGGAAAGCAAGGACAGUGGAAUUAUAGCCACAAUUACAAGUUCAUCCGAAAAUGAUGACCGGAGUGGCUCCAGUUUGGAAUGGAAUAAAGAUGGAAACCUAAGAUUAGGGGUUCAGAAGGGAGUGCUUCAUGACCGCAGGGCAGAUAACUGCUCCCCAGUGGCAGAAGAGGAGACCACCGGGUCAGCAGAGAGCACGCUGCCCAAAGCAGAAUCCUCAGCUGGAGAUGGUCCAGUCCCUUAUUCUCAGGGCUCCAGCUCACUAAUAAUGCCACGGCCCAACUCAGUUGCAGCAACAAGCUCAACCAAAUUGGAAGAUCUGAGUUAUUUAGACGGGCAGAGAAAUGCUCCUCUACGGACGUCAAUUAGAUUACCAUGGCACAAUACGGCCGGAGGUAGGGCACAGGAAGUUAAAGCACGAUUUGCUCCCUACAAGCCACAAGACAUUUUGUUGAAACCCUUGUUGUUUGAAGUACCAAGCAUAACAACAGACUCUGUGUUUGUGGGAAGGGAUUGGCUCUUUCACCAGAUAGAAGAAAACUUGAGGAACACAGAACUGGCAGAAAACAGAGGCGCGGUGGUGGUUGGCAAUGUGGGAUUUGGGAAGACGGCAAUCAUUUCCAAGUUGGUGGCCCUGAGCUGCCACGGAAGCCGCAUGAGGCAGAUUGCUUCCAACAGCCCGGGUUCAUCACCUAAAACCUCUGACCCCACUCAGGAUCUUCAUUUCACUCCGUUGCUUUCACCGAGUUCUUCCACAAGUGCUUCCAGCACAGCUAAAACACCUCUUGGGUCUAUCAGUGCUGAAAACCAGAGACCAAGAGAGGAUGCAGUGAAAUAUCUUGCUUCUAAGGUGGUGGCCUACCACUACUGCCAGGCUGACAACACGUACACUUGCCUGGUGCCCGAGUUUGUGCACAGCAUCGCAGCUUUGCUCUGCCGGUCCCAUCAGCUGGCCGCCUACAGAGACCUUCUGAUAAAGGAGCCCCAACUACAGAGCAUGCUGAGCCUCCGAUCCUGUGUGCAGGACCCGGUGGCAGCUUUCAAGAGGGGAGUGCUGGAGCCACUCACAAACCUGAGAAAUGAGCAGAAAAUUCCUGAAGAAGAAUACAUUAUUUUGAUAGAUGGCUUAAAUGAAGCUGAGUUUCAUAAACCUGAUUAUGGAGAUACGCUUUCUUCAUUUAUUACCAAAAUUAUUUCUAAAUUUCCUGCCUGGUUGAAGUUGAUUGUGACUGUAAGAGCAAAUUUUCAGGAAAUCAUAAGUGCGCUGCCAUUUGUCAAGCUUUCCUUAGAUGACUUCCCAGACAACAAAGACAUCCACAGUGACCUGCACGCCUACGUCCAGCACAGGGUGCACAGCAGCCAGGACAUCCUCAGCAACAUCUCCCUGAAUGGCAAGGCCGAUGCCACACUCAUUGGAAAAGUGAGCAGCCACCUGGUGCUGCGGAGCCUCGGCUCCUACCUGUACCUCAAGCUCACCCUGGACCUUUUCCAGAGGGGCCACUUGGUCAUUAAGAGUGCCAGCUACAAGGUGGUGCCCGUGUCUCUCUCUGAGCUCUAUUUGCUUCAGUGCAACAUGAAGUUCAUGACCCAGUCCGCCUUUGAGAGGGCACUUCCGAUUCUCAACGUGGCCCUCGCAUCCCUCCACCCCAUGACAGACGAGCAGAUCUUUCAGGCUAUUAAUGCUGGCCACAUCCAGGGGGAGCAGGGAUGGGAAGACUUUCAGCAGAGGAUGGACGCCCUCUCCUGCUUCCUCAUUAAGAGGCGAGACAAAACCCGCAUGUUCUGCCACCCGUCCUUCAGGGAGUGGCUUGUAUGGAGAGCAGACGGGGAAAACACGGCCUUCCUGUGUGAGCCCAGGAACGGGCACGCGCUCUUGGCAUUCAUGUUCUCGCGUCAGGAGGGCAAGUUGAACCGCCAGCAGACCAUGGAGCUUGGCCACCACAUCCUGAAGGCGCACAUUUUCAAGGGCCUCAGUAAGAAGACGGGAAUUUCUUCAAGCCAUCUCCAAGCCCUGUGGAUCGGCUACAGCACCGAGGGGCUGUCCGCCGCCCUGGCCUCUCUCAGGAAUCUCUAUACUCCCAACGUGAAGGUGAGCCGUCUCCUGAUUUUGGGAGGGGCCAACGUGAACUACAGGACAGAAGUGUUAAAUAAUGCCCCAAUCCUGUGCGUCCAGUCUCACCUUGGCCACGAGGAAGUUGUCACUCUGCUCCUGGAAUUUGGUGCCUGCCUGGACGGAACGUCAGAGAACGGCAUGACUGCCCUCUGUUACGCAGCAGCUGCUGGCCACAUGAAGCUGGUGUGUCUGCUGACCAAGAAGGGAGUGAGAGUGGACCACUUGGAUAAGAAGGGCCAGUGUGCGCUUGUCCACAGUGCCCUACGGGGCCACGGUGACAUUCUCCAGUACCUGCUGACUUGUGAGUGGUCGCCGGGUCCUCCCCAGCCAGGCACCCUGAGGAAGAGCCACGCCCUGCAGCAGGCGCUGACCGCGGCGGCCAGCAUGGGCCACAGCUCGGUGGUCCAGUGCUUGCUGGGGAUGGAGAAGGAACAUGAAGUAGAAGUCAAUGGCACCGACACAUUGUGGGGAGAAACAGCCCUGACUGCCGCCGCAGGAAGAGGGAAGCUGGAGGUCUGUGAGCUGCUGCUGGGGCAUGGAGCUGCUGUGUCGCGGACAAACAGGAGAGGGGUUCCACCUUUGUUUUGUGCAGCACGCCAGGGGCAUUGGCAGAUUGUUAGACUGCUGUUGGAACGCGGCUGUGAUGUGAACCUAAGUGACAAGCAAGGCCGGACGCCCCUCAUGGUGGCUGCUUGUGAAGGGCACUUGAGCACCGUGGAAUUCCUCCUUUCAAAAGGUGCAGCCCUUUCUUCUCUAGACAAAGAGGGUCUGUCAGCAUUAAGCUGGGCUUGUCUGAAAGGUCACAGGGCAGUGGUCCAGUAUCUGGUUGAAGAAGGAGCUGCAAUAGACCAGACAGACAAGAAUGGCCGCACACCCUUGGACCUGGCUGCCUUCUAUGGCGAUGCCGAGACUGUGCUGUACCUGGUGGAGAAGGGAGCCGUGAUCGAGCAUGUGGACCACAGCGGGAUGCGGCCCUUGGACAGAGCCAUCGGCUGCCGGAACACAUCUGUAGUGGUGGCGCUACUCAGAAAGGGAGCCAAGUUAGGAAAUGCUGCUUGGGCGAUGGCCACUUCCAAACCUGAUAUCUUGAUUAUACUUUUACAGAAAUUAAUGGAGGAAGGAAAUGUGAUGUACAAAAAAGGGAAAAUGAAAGAGGCAGCCCAGAGGUACCAGUAUGCCUUAAGAAAGUUUCCUCGAGAAGGAUUCGGAGAGGACAUGAGACCCUUCAAUGAAUUAAGGGUUUCCCUCUAUCUCAAUUUGUCGCGAUGCCGAAGAAAAACAAAUGACUUUGGCAUGGCAGAGGAAUUUGCUUCCAAGGCUCUCGAAUUGAAGCCCAAGUCCUAUGAAGCCUUUUAUGCCAGAGCAAGAGCGAAGAGAAAUAGCAGGCAAUUCGUGGCAGCUCUGGCUGACCUGCAAGAGGCUGUGAAACUCUGUCCCACCAAUCAGGAAGUCAAGAGGCUUCUGGCCCGCGUAGAAGAGGAGUGCAAACAACUCCAGAGGAGUCAACAGCAAAAACAGCAGGGCCCGCUACCAGCUCCACUCAACGACUCCGAGAACGAAGAGGACACCCCAACCCCUGGCUUAAGUGACCACUUUCACUCUGAGGAGACUGAAGAGGAAGAAACUUCUCCCCAGGAAGAAUCUGUUUCCCCAACUCCCAGGUCCCAGCCAUCCUCAUCUGUCCCUUCCUCAUACAUCCGAAACCUUCAAGAAGGGUUACAGUCCAAAGGAAGGCCGGUAUCGCCACAGAGCAGGGCAGGAAUCGGCAAGUCCCUGAGAGAGCCUGUGGCCCAGCCAGGGCUGCUCCUGCAGCCCUCCAAGCAGGCCCAGAUCGUGAAAACCAGCCAGCACCUGGGCUCUGGCCAGUCGGCAGUGAGAAAUGGCAGUAUGAAAGUUCAGAUCUCUUCUCAGAACCCUCCUCCAAGUCCCAUGCCAGGGAGAAUCGCUGCCACUCCUGCUGGGAGCAGAACCCAGCAUUUAGAGGGAACAGGUACUUUCACUACAAGAGCUGGUUGUGGCCACUUUGGGGAUCGGCUGGGCCCCAGCCAGAAUGUCCGCCUGCAGUGUGGUGAGAAUGGCCCUGCACACCCUUUACCAAGUAAGACGAAAACCACAGAGAGGCUUCUGUCUCAUUCCUCCGUGGCUGUGGACGCAGCCCCUCCAAACCAAGGUGGGCUGGCGACCUGCAGCGACGUGCGACACCCAGCUUCCCUCACCAGCUCAGGCUCUUCUGGUUCUCCAUCCAGCAGCAUAAAGAUGUCAAGUUCAACCAGUAGUUUGACUUCGAGCAGCAGUUUUUCAGAUGGCUUCAAGGUCCAAGGACCAGAUACUAGAAUUAAAGACAAGGUUGUAACCCACGUUCAGAGCGGUACAGCUGAGCACAGACCCCGCAACACGCCGUUCAUGGGCAUCAUGGAUAAGACUGCGAGGUUCCAACAGCAGAGCAAUCCUCCAAGCCGCAGCUGGCACUGUCCGGCACCAGAGGGGCUGCUGACAAACACGUCUUCUGCAGCUGGCCUGCAGUCUGCUAACACUGAGAAGCCCUCUCUCAUGCAAGUGGGAGGAUAUAAUAACCAAGCCAAAACCUGUUCUGUUUCUACCCUGAGUGCAAGUGUCCACAAUGGGGCACAAGUGAAGGAGCUAGAAGAAAGCAAGUGCCAAAUUCCAGUCCACUCUCAAGAGAACAGGAUAACUAAGACUGUUUCUCAUCUGUACCAGGAAAGUAUCUCCAAACAGCAGCCUCAUAUUAGUAAUGAAGCCCACAGGAGCCACCUCACUGCAGCCAAACCAAAGCGAUCAUUUAUAGAGUCAAAUGUGUGAACCUUAAGAAAUCCCCAUUUGUGGAAUUUGGAAACGUGUGUUGACUCCUGGUGGUAAAUUAAAUAGUUUUUUUCAUCAGAAAAAUUAUUUUUUAGCCAUUUUUUUUCUUUGGGGUGGAUCUGAUGCCAUUGAUAUAUCUAAAAUGUGGGAUAAAACUUCUUUAAUAGCUAGAAAUCACCAUAAAUAAGAAUGCUAAACAGAAUUGAAAAUUAUAUCAACUUAAAAUUUUAAGACAGCCCAGAAGACAUUAAUGACUCUCACUUAUGAAAUUGUUUGGCUUUUGCCACUUUCUUCCUUGCCUUUGCUAUAUGGUAGAAUCACAGAACUUACUUAGAGAAUAAAUAUGUCUAUUGUUCAAGAGUAACAGGUUUAACUCAUGACCAAGUGAUGUACAUCCAAGUGAUGUAUUCUGGAAACGAUGGAAUUUUACAGUUACAGUUCCAUUGAGUCAAAUCCCAUUUUAUAUAUACAUAAAAAUUAAGUUCUGAGUGAGUUCUAGCUAAAUAUAAGUGCGACUGUAAACGCAGCCAAUUUUUUUAAGCAGAAUAUGAGAACACCUAAGUAUUCUCUUCAUAGCAGUUCCUAUAAAGGGAUUAAACACUUAUUUCUGUGUUAUGGUUCUUAUUCAUAUAUUUUUAUAGCACUUUUGGAACCUAUAUUUGUGCUUGAAGGUGUUUUUGAUAUUUGGAAACAGUAUAAGCCAUUUGGAGUCAUGAUUGGUGGUCAAGUGGAUUCAAGCUAAAAUACUAAGACCAGCAUUCUUAGUGGCGCUUAUAAAUUAGCUCUCACCUGGUUUCCAAACUGCUUUUAACAAUGGUAGUGCUCCUGGAACAAUCCUUCCAAGCUCCUCUAAGGACAAUAUUUAAUUCAGAUACUAAAGGUAAGACUGGUUGUUACUUUUGUUUUGUUGUACAAUUAGUACUUUAUAGUCACAUGUUGUAUAUAUUAAAUAGCCCAGUUUUAUUCAGACUUGUAAAUAGAACUAUUUCAAUGUAGUUAAUCUAAAAACAAAAAAGAAAACCCCAGUCACGAUUUGCAUGUUCUCUGUAAGCUUCAUCCAUGCUGGUUAUUGCACUGAAUGAUAUAUUAUUAGGGCAUGUUAACAGUAUACCAGUAACAGCACUUUAUCUCAUUUAUAUGAACACCUUUGAGGUGCUACUUAAGUCCAAGCUCUGAUGUAUUAUUCAUUUGUAAAGAUAAGGUACAGGAAUGAACCUUGGUUUAAAGGUAUUUUUAUAUGAAAAUGGUGUGUUAUUGGAAGAUGUUAAAAUGCUAAUUUGAGAGAAGUAGGAGUGUAUCUGUUUUAUAUGUUGGGAUGUGAAAUUUAUUUUCUAAAAUUGAGGAGAAGGAAGUUAUAUAUUUGCAGAAUGUUUUAAAGUGAAUUGUUGUAAUGAAGUUCCUGUGAACAUCAUUAUGGUUUUGUACAAAUAGGAACCUCUGAUGUCAUUCUUCAACGUUUGUUCCUGUGUGUACAAUUGUACUUUGUAUGAACAGCUUUAUCAUUUUUAUAGGCUUUCCAUGAGUUUUGCUGUAACUACUAUGGCUUAUUUAUUUUCUUUAAUAUUUGUGAAAGUCUUACUCCUUUGUUAGUUUUGUUUCUGCACAACUACUGUACUUUUCCAUAUGGAAUAAAGACUAUUAAUAGAA